AUGCCCGUCAAAUAUCCGCGCUUCUAUGCCUCCCCGGUCGACGAUGGCCCCGGCACCCCCGUCGACCUCUACGGCUAUGAACAGCGCGAGCCGUCGAUCAUGGAGAAGCCCACCAUGUUCCGCCGUGUCUCCCACGCUCUCGACGACAUCAAGGAGGACUUCUCGCUGCAGCUGGACCCCGCCCGCAGCACCGCCAACAAGAUCAAGCGUCGCUCGACGCUACUCUUCGACGGCAACUUCUCCAGCCCGGACCUGCACAGUCGGCCCGAGACCGCCGGUCCCCACGGUCCUCGGUCGCGCCCCAUGUCCAUCGUGUCUGUCGACCCUCGUUCGUUGCCACAGCGCAGCCUGAGUCGGCGUCUGUCCCGCCGACUGUCCAUUUUCAGCCGCAGCGGUUCGACCUCGAAGCCAACGAGCAUCUCUUCCCCCAAUUUGAUCGGCUCCUCCACUCAUUACGCUAGCCGGAGUCAGACCACCUUCAUCUAA
This is a messenger RNA of Penicillium argentinense, 486 nucleotides long. RefSeq lists its product as uncharacterized. NCBI's taxonomy places the organism in Eukaryota, Fungi, Ascomycota, Eurotiomycetes, Eurotiales, Aspergillaceae. The transcript has a single exon. The record is from RefSeq and is a predicted model, not a curated record. Bases 1 to 486 code for a protein of 161 amino acids.